CAUUUAUUUUUAGACACCGAUAGUUAGUUGUUUGCCUCUUUUUAAUUGAAUAUCAAAAUUUGUUCAAGUUUACCUAUUUUAUCUACCAUUAAAUUGGGAUAUCAAAUCUUUACAAUUUCAAUUUUCAUACUUCUUCGUUCAAUUGGAAUUGGGCCUUUCUUGGCCCCCCCAACUUCGUCUUCGAAUUCAAAAGUGAAACUUUUGUAGGCAUUCAGUGAGGAAGAAGGGUUUCAGGGUUCAUAGCACCCAGGUAAUGUUAUGUCAAUUGACAGGAAAGGAUGGCAACUCAUAUAUCAUGUCAGAUACGAUCAUAUACUAGUUGUUGAUGGCUCUGACAAUCUGGUCGGUUGUUAUCAUGUGUCCGAGCUUCUGGAUGAUAAUGAUUGUGCUACUGGUAACCUGUGUGAUACUCGUGGACACAUUAGGCCAUUACAACCUCGUGUUCAGUCUGGUAUAUGGAACCUUUGUUAUGGAAGAUGUGUUGAUGUCUAUUACAAUGAAUGUUGGUGGGAAGGUGUAGUUUUUGAUCAUGAAGAUGGCUCAGAGAAGAGGAAUAUAUUUUUCCCAGAUUUGGGUGAUGAAAUGAUGGUUCAUAUUGAUAAAAUUAGGAUUACUCAGGACUGGAAUGAUGUCACUGGUACUUGGCAGAAUCGUGGGACCUGGUUGUUUCUGGAGUUGAUUGAGGAAUAUGAGCAAGAACAUUAUGUUCCUGUUUCCAUAAAGCAAAUUUGGUAUGAUUUGCGAGAGAAAGAUGAUUUUAAGAAACUUGGCAAGUGGACUUCUUAUGAGAAAGAUUUGUGGAAAAGUUUGGUAUUGGAGGCAAUUGAUGAUAAUAUGAAAGUUGUUAUUCAUCAUCUUUUACAGGUAAUAGGCCUACCAGAGGAUGCAAGGGAGCAGGUGGAGACUCCUGUAUCAUUUUAUUGA
This is a messenger RNA of Ricinus communis (castor bean), 924 nucleotides long. RefSeq lists its product as uncharacterized. The record is from RefSeq and is a predicted model, not a curated record. The transcript has a single exon. Bases 259 to 924 code for a protein of 221 amino acids. Lineage: Eukaryota; Viridiplantae; Streptophyta; Magnoliopsida; Malpighiales; Euphorbiaceae.